CACUGUUGCAUUUCUAAAGAAGAACAGGGUGAAAGUGAUUCAGUGGCCAAGUACUGGGACAUGUACACUGAUCAUCAGGGCACUGAUGAUCAGUGUGCCCUGAUGAUCAGUGUGGCCCCAGAAGUGCCACCUGUCAGUGCUCAUCAGUGCCAUGUGCUAGUGCCCAUCAGUGCCACGUGCCAGUGCCCAUCAGUUUCACAUCAAUGCCACAUAUCAGUGCAUACCAGUGCACAUCAAUGCCACAUAUCAGUGCCCAUCUGAGCUGCCUUUCAAUGUCACCCAUCAGUGCCAGUCAGUGCCACCUAUCAGUGCCGCCUAUCAGUGCCAGUCAGUGUCACCUAUCAGUGCCAGUCAGUG
Molecule: messenger RNA, 357 nt
Organism: Staurois parvus
Lineage: Eukaryota; Metazoa; Chordata; Amphibia; Anura; Ranidae
Source: the annotation of a GenBank genome assembly